Diorhabda carinulata is the source of this 1074-nucleotide messenger RNA. RefSeq names its product nucleoplasmin-like protein. NCBI's taxonomy places the organism in Eukaryota, Metazoa, Arthropoda, Insecta, Coleoptera, Chrysomelidae. The coding region runs from base 136 to 696 and encodes 186 amino acids. Gene Ontology annotation, molecular function: RNA binding; histone binding; chromatin binding. Gene Ontology annotation, biological process: chromatin remodeling. The transcript is spliced from 6 exons. Gene Ontology annotation, cellular component: nucleoplasm; cytoplasm; nucleolus. The record is from RefSeq and is a predicted model, not a curated record.
AGCGCCCCCUAAUGGAUUUCUCAUUCUACCGCCAUUACAAACUGAACUCAACAACCUCUUUUCAUCUUCGGCCAGUUUACCGGUGGUCACUUCACGUGUAUUUCUUGAAAAAUCUAAUACCAUCCUUUAUCAAAAAUGGCAGAUGAAUAUUUUUUUGCUUUAACAUUAAAAGGAAAAACUAGUGAAGUAUGGGAUCCAGAAGCAAAAGGAGCAGAAGAUUACCAAGGAGGACACAAACUGAUAAUCAAACAAGCUUUGUUAGGACCCGAAGCCACCGAAGGUGAGGUAAAUGUAGUACAAGUAGAAGCCAUGACCUGGAAAGAUUCCGUAAAAAUUCCAGUAGCAACACUUAAGGCUGGUGGUCCCAACAGUCAAGUAUUGUUAGAUCUGUCAUUCCCCGAUCCUCCAGUUACAUUCUCCCUCAUACAAGGAAAUGGACCAGUUCACAUAAUUGGACACCACCUGAUUGGUAGUCCAAUGGAGGAAUUUGAUGAAAUGGACGAACUAGAAGAAGAAAUGUUAGAUGAUGAAGAGGGCGAAGAAGGCGCUGAGGACGGUAGAAAACGGAAAGUUUCAAAUGGAAAAGUAAAGGAGGAAGACGAAGAGGAGGAUGAACCAAAAUCCAAAAAAGCAAAAGCAACUAACGCCAAGGGAAAAACUCCUGUCAAAAAUAACGCCAAGGCUGCAAAGAAGUAAAACAUUAACAUCUAAGAAUGUAUGUACAUCGUAUUGAUGCUGUCAAAAAAACAGUUGCUUUUGAUUAUUCUCCUAUUUGACUUUCAUCGAUGUGAUGUACAACCAAAAAAUUAACCUCCUCCUUUGUAAUAUUAAGUUAGUUUUUUAAUGUAUUUCUAGAGUUAUUCGGCAGGUCUAAGCGACAAUUCUGAAUAAGUAUAGUAUGUUCUUGACGUCAUAAGUUUGUGAAAGUUUCUUUUAUUCCAGGUAUAAAUCUUAGUUUUUAAAUGUGAUCUAAAUAUUUUUAAGCCGGACAGCGUUUGAGAUAUUUAUUUCUUGAAAGAUCAUCCAAUUUUGUUGUAAAUAUGCAGCCUCAUUAAAACCAUUUUUUGUAGUAAA